Molecule: messenger RNA, 582 nt
Organism: Fusarium fujikuroi IMI 58289
Lineage: Eukaryota; Fungi; Ascomycota; Sordariomycetes; Hypocreales; Nectriaceae
Exons: 1
Coding region: 1-582 (193 amino acids)
Source: RefSeq, a predicted model, not a curated record
AUGUCGCAGGAUCAGCCCCAAGCGCAACCUCCGUUGCCCGAGCGUAAUGAAUUUAUUCACAACUCUGCCAUUGCUGGCGCAGUUAUUGCGCCUCUCGCCAUGCUACUCCCACCACGAAAGAUAGAUCUUCGAUUCUUCGUCCUCGCCAGUGCCUUCUCUCUUGCCACAAACCAGCUCGCCUACGAGUAUACGGGCUCGUCAAUCUACUCACGGUUCGGCAACCGUGUGGGCUCCAUAUUCGGAACCGAACUCCCCGAAGGCGCUCAGCGCACCCAACGACUACUACGUGAGCACCGAGAGCGCGAGGCAGCACUCAAAGCUAGCCAACAAAAUCCACAAAGCGAAGAGGAGAAGACAGGUGUGGCCAAGGCACUCAACGAUGUAUGGAUGGGAGGCGAGGAGAAGAAUUGGCGAGAGCAGCGUGCGAAAGAGCAUCAACAAAAGAUGGAAGAGGGCAAGGGUAUUGGCGAUAUCAUUAUGGAGCAAGUCGCUGAUGUCUGGAGUGGAAAUUGGGGAAAGGGUGCCAAGAAACAAGAUGACGAGACCACAACGGACGACGCUUCAUCGAUCGGGAAGAAAUAA